Messenger RNA from Glycine soja, 2954 nucleotides. RefSeq names its product homeobox-leucine zipper protein MERISTEM L1-like. Bases 286 to 2622 code for a protein of 778 amino acids. The record is from RefSeq and is a predicted model, not a curated record. Gene Ontology annotation, molecular function: lipid binding; DNA binding. Lineage: Eukaryota; Viridiplantae; Streptophyta; Magnoliopsida; Fabales; Fabaceae. The transcript is spliced from 12 exons.
GAUCCAGAGAGUUUUUGAUACCUACUCUCUCUCCCUCUUCUCGAGAGUAGUUUCAGCAGAAUUUCAGGGCCAAAUUAAAAACGCACUUAAAAUUCAAAAUAUAUAAAGAGGGGGCUAAGAGCACAGAACUUUGCUACAAGGAGAGUGAGAAAGGCUUUGAUCAGCUUAGGGAUUGUGAAAGUGGUAGUGGUCGGAAAUAAAAAUCUCCCUACCCAUCAUCCGAGGCUGAUCAAAAUCUGAUUGAAGAGUAAGAGCGUGGCUUUUGGAACACAAGGAUUUGCUGCAAUGUAUAACAAAAGUCAGAACACAAAAUUCGAUUCUCAACAACAACAGCAGCAGCAACAACCGCAGCAGCAACAACCGCAGAAUUUGAUGGAGAUGUCAACACAGAGGACAUCCUCGGAAGGAAGGAACCGAGACGAUCAGGAACCUGCUGCGGGAAACGAAGUCACCAUGGAAGCUCCUCCUUCGGGUGACGAGGACCAAGAUCCCGAUGAGGGGUUCAAAAGGAGGCGCCACACCCGCCACACACUGCACCAAAUUUCAGAGAUGGAAGCUUUCUUCAAGGAGUGCCCUCACCCUGAUGAGAAGCAAAGGAAAGCGCUUGGCCGCGAGCUCGGGUUGGUGCCUUUGCAAAUCAAGUUUUGGUUUCAAAACAAGCGCACUCAAGUGAAGUCUCAACAAGAGAGAUACGAAAACAACCUUCUGAGGGUUGAGAAUGACAAGCUUCGAGCAGAGAACAGUAGGUACAGGAAUGCACUAUCGAAUACUUCAUGCCCUAACUGUGGAGCCCCUACUACUCUUGGAGAAAUGUCCUUUGACGAGCAGCAGUUGAGGAUGGAGAAUGCGCGACAAAAAGAGGAGAUUGAUAGCAUGUCAGGACUUGCAGCCAAGUAUGCAGCUGGAAAAUCUGCGAGCAAUUCGUACUAUAACAUGCCAUCUAAUCAAAACCAGAUGCCUUCGCGCUCGCUUGACCUGGGAGUUGUUAACAACAACAGCAGCAUCAACAACAACAACAGCAGCAUCAACAACAGCAACAACAAGAACAACAACAACAACAACUAUGUUGUACAAGCGCAACCUGUAGCCAUGGUUGGGGAAAUGUAUGGUGGAAAUGACCCUCUUAGGGAACUCCCACUUCUUUCUAGUUUUGACAAAGAUUUAAUUUCGGAGAUUGGUCUCGUGGCAGUAGAGGAAAUCAAUCAGUUGACUCUGUCUGCAGAUCCUUUGUGGGUCCCAGGCAAUUACGGAAGUGAAGUUAUAAAUGAAGAUGAAUACCUGAGGCAUUUCCCUAGGGGAAUAGGUCCAACACUCUUGGGCGCAAGAACCGAAUCAUCUCGGCAAACCGCUAUAGUAAUGAUGCAUCAUAUGAAACUCGUUGAGAUGCUUAUGGAUGUGAAUCAAUGGUCAAAUAUGUUUUGCGGCAUCGUUUCAAGGGCAGUGACACACGAAGUGCUGUCAAUUGGAGACCAUGCAAGAUACGAUGGAGCCUACCAAGUGAUGUCAGCUGAGUUUCAGGUUCCUUCACCCCUUGUUCCUACUCGCGACAACUAUUUCAUCAGGUUCAGUAAGAAGCACGCAGGACAAUCAUGGGCGGUGGUUGAUAUUUCAAUGGAUCAUCUGCGACCUGGUGCAGUCACAAGAACCCGAAGACGACCCUCUGGUUGCAUAAUUCAAGAAUUGCCAAAUGGUUACUCAAAGGUCAUAUGGGUUGAACAUGUCGAAGUUGACGACAUCGAGGUGCAUAAUCUUUACAAAAAUUUGGUUAACUCUACCCUUGCGUUUGGAGCUAAACGUUGGGUUGCAGCAAUAGAAAGAACAUGCGAACAUCUUGCUAGGGCAAUGGCCACCAACAUACCCCAAGGGGCACUUUGUGUGAUAACAAGUCACGAGGGUCGGAAAAGUAUGAUGAAGCUGGCCGAAAGAAUGGUAUUGAGCUUUUCUACUGGUGUGGGUGCUUCCACUGCAAACGCUUGGACACCACUACCACUUGAUCUUGAAAAUGUUAGGGUCAUGACCAGAAAGAGCGUGGAUGAUCCAGGCAGACCUUCCGGUGUAGUGCUCAGUGCUGCAACUUCUCUCUGGCUCCCAGUUCCUGCAAGGAGAGUUUUUGACUUUCUCAGAUCCGAAAACACUAGAAAUCAGGUAUGGGAUAUUCUGUCGAGCGGGGCUCAAGUGAACGAGCUUGCACAUAUUGCUAAAGGGAGAGACCAUGGAAAUUCUGUCUCUCUUCUUCGAGUGAAUACUCAGAAUGUGGCCCAGAACAAUAUGCUGAUACUUCAAGAGAGUUGCAUUGAUGCUACAGGCUCAUUUGUGGUUUAUGCUCCUAUUGAUUUAGCUUCCAUGAAUCUUGUGUUGGGUGGUGGUAAUCCGGAUUACGUGGCCCUGCUCCCUUCGGGCUUUGCUGUUCUUCCUGAUGGGCCUGCAUUGAACGUAGUGCCCGGGCCCGUAUGUGAGGUUGUUGGAUCUGGACGAGGUUGUCUUCUUACGGUUGCAUUUCAGAUACUGGUGGAUUCUACACCAACGGCAAAACUCUCUGUUGGUUCAGUGACAACCGUUAACAAUUUGAUAAAGAGAACCGUGGAAAGGAUCAAAGAUUCAGUCACGCUUGACGGCGCCUAAGUGCUAAUUAAGCUCUCUCUCUCUCAAUAAUAGUAAGCAAAUUGAUAAAUAACAAAGAGAAGGAUGAAAGAUGAGCAAGGAAGGUGGUUCAAACUUUAGUGUUCAGAAGAAGGGAAACAAGUCAAUUAACGCACCUUAGAGAGUGUCCUAUAUGUAAUGUUAGAAUUUCUUAGGCACCGAAAAGUAGCUAGAAAAGUACUUCAUCAUCUAGCUAGGGAGGAUGUUAGGUUCGGGCAUUGACUUUCUCUAAAUGAAGGCGAAAGUAGUUCCAUCUCACCUUGUAUUAGCUAUAGAUAUAAUAAUAACUCUGGAUUUCUCUUGAUCUAUCUCAA